CACAGACGAUAAAACCAAGCUAGAUGCAAAAGAAAACCCAACGCCAGUAUCAUAUGAUGCAUAUCUUUGAAAAUAUCCCAUGGUUGACGGUUUUGGCAAUUGUUGCUAAAUGUAGCACAAACGGACAAGAAAACGAGUUAAGCGCCAACGUUACAGGGUCGUCAAGUAAUAAAAGUAACCUGAUGGUAUAUAUUUUGGAUCAAUUAUACGUCAUGAAAUCGAAAGUACAACAAUUGGAAAAAGAGGGAAAGGAAACGAAGACAGCCCUUACAUCAUGUGUACGGCGGAUACAAGUUAUAGAAAACCGCAAAGAAAUUAAAUGUGAAGCGGGUACUGUAAAACACUUCGAAUACCCGGCAGGAAAAUGGCCGGAUUCCCGAAGGAUAGAUUUUAGAUCUCCGUUUAGUGAAACUCCAACCUUAACCUACGGUUUAUAUUUUCUCGAUUCUUACUAUGGAAAAAAUCUUCGGAUUGAUACAGUUGUGACCAGUUUAUCAAGAACUGGAUUUCAGUUGACAUUACGCUCAUGGGCCAACACUGUUUUGUAUGGUGCCUAUGUCAGUUGGAUGGCAUGUGGGAAAUGAAUUUCAAAGUGAUUAAGAGGUUGAUCAUAAUGAGUGAAAAUUAUAUGGAAAUAAAAAGUAGAUAUUGCUUAUUAAUUUCUAAUUAUGCACCGUCUGCAGUCUAAAAAUUUUGUUUGAAAUAUAUUUUGUCAUUUGUUAAAAAUAUUCACCAUGGGGAAAUAUGCGGUAUUAAUAAAGUUGAUAUACAUACAAUUAGUAUCUAAAAGUACUAUGAAACACUAGACUUCAUUGUAACUCUUUCUGACAUCUGUAAAAUCAUUGGCAUGUAUUCUUUAUGAAAUAUAUAAAUAUUUACAUUCUACUGUGUUUUCCCAUUAAAUUCGAUGAUCAUUAAAUGCCUCUAAAUGCAACAACCUAAUCACUGUGUGUAAGAUUACAUGUAAUUAACAUAUUAAGUAGUUCCCAAUCAUUGAUUUUUACAUUAUCGGUAUACAGAUAUAUUUCAUAUUUGUUGCUAAAACACCAUGCAUUACAAAUAUUCAACAGUAAAGUUGAUUCUAUUGCUAAAAACAAAAGUUUAAGAGUUAUUUUUCAUGGAUUAUAUUUUCAAGCUCGUUUCAACAGUCUAUGUGAUAACCAAAUUACAUGUAAAUCAGUUUUGGAAAACAGCUGUUCUUGCUGUAACUAUAGUUCACUCCCUACGUAGACAGGACUUUAUACCGAUUUAUUUAAUAAAAUAUUUGAUUUUAUCAAUAAGGGAUUAUAAAGAUAAGCAUUAAGGGCAUUAUUUUCGGGUGUUACCCCAUUACGGAUUAGGAUUUUAAUGAUCGGCGGAUAGGUUUUUUUUCCUUGUCAAGAUUUCAGAUGAGUCUGCUCCCCAAAUUGUUUUUAAAACUAGUACCUGAAUCAGAAACACAUAAACCAUACUUCAUUACAACUUCCAUUAUAGUGAAUUAAAGGAAUUAAAAUAAGUUAAUUGUACCGAUAUUUCAAACUUGUUGGCUCAAUUCAUACAUGGAACAUUUAAAUAAUAUUUCUAUCUAUUAAGUGUUUCGUAGUAGUUGAUUUCUCAUCUAAAACUAGUAUAUUCAUUAAAAAUGAAAGACUUGUAUUAUUAUUAUUACAUGCGUUUGAGCAUUCAAUUCGUGCUUUAUUAUUGCAUCCAUCACAAGCAUUUGCAGCAUUUCAAAAUCAAUAUUAACUGGGCCAAUAUUUUUCUGUCAUUGUAGAAUUGAGAUUAAAAUACAUUAAAAAACAGUCGAUUAGACUUAAAACUUAUUUUAUGACAUCACGUUAGCUGCUGUUCUGUUCUUUUGCUGGACAUUUAAUUGACAUGGUUUGACCAAGAAUUUGGCCGUAGAUAAUUAAAUAUUGUUAAAUAAAUCAAACAAUUGUGGUUACAUCAUAUUUCACCGAACUAUGUCAAUUUGCCUUGCAGCUGAGCAGUACUGCAGUUACCAAAAGAGGUUUAAUCCUUGGUAUCAUAGGCACUAUAUAAUAACAUUCUUUAAGAUACUGAAAUAGACUGUUUGGAGUAUAGAACAGUUUAAGGAAGCUUGCACUUCAAAAGAUUAUUUUAUUAUAUUUAAUAAAUCAUAUCACAGACACUUAACAUAUCAUGCCACAUUAUGUAAUGUAAAAGAAAACAAAUGAAUAUUCAAAGCUAAAUAAUAAAAUAGGAUUUAAAACCUUUGAUUCUUAAUAUUAAAGAGCAUUAUCAACAGAUUUGUAUAAUUUAUACAAAAAACUAAUAAGAAUUCAUGCAUUUCCCCCAACCCAACAAACUAUUAAAACAUAUUUAGAACAAUAUUUCAGUAAAAUUUAAUAACUGCAUAUCGGUAACUUUGUCACAAAUGUCUGUUCAAAAUUCUGACUCUUUAUGGACAGCCCCAGCUGUAGUUUGACAAGCGUCUGUCGCGAAACACGGAACGAAGACACUUUUCUCUGUUGAAUAUUCUUUAUGGCUAGAAAAUUGACCAUUUUCAGAGUUGUUGCCCUUUCUAUCACAUUCACGCGCAUUCAACGAUUCAACUUUGAAAUAACUGAGUGAUGCCAAAUACUUGUAUCCACAAUAAUAUUACUCAUAAUUAAAUGCAAUGUUA
This is a messenger RNA of Magallana angulata, 2626 nucleotides long. RefSeq lists its product as uncharacterized. The record is from RefSeq and is a predicted model, not a curated record. The transcript has 5 exons. Gene Ontology annotation, biological process: cell adhesion. Gene Ontology annotation, molecular function: carbohydrate binding. The coding region runs from base 24 to 584 and encodes 186 amino acids. Lineage: Eukaryota; Metazoa; Mollusca; Bivalvia; Ostreida; Ostreidae.